CCCCUUCAGAGGCAGCAGAUCAGCUUCUCUCUCUUUUCCUGCACGCUCACUCAUGCACAGCGCAGAGGACCUCGUCCUUGUCCAGAGACGCACACGCUCCCUCUCUCUCUCUGCCUCUCUUCGCGUCCCUUUCUCCUUCGUUCCCCUGCUCCUAUACACCUUUGCAUCGUUUUGCUUGCCCCACUUCCUCUCCGCUGUCCUACGUGUUACAGACUGUGGUGAAGCUGACGGCUUACAGGGCGAGAUGCUGCUGAUGCUUCAGCUGUCCGGGCUGCACGUCUCCUUCAGGGCCCACUGAAGACAAGACUGCACGUGCACUGAGGAGCUCCAACGCGGCGCUCCGAGGAACCAAAACUCUUUGGAAUUCAUUGAACUUUCUCAGAUUCAGCCAAGAAUGCAGCACACAAUGAGGACCAAGUUGUGUCAGCUGACUGCACCGUUCUGUCUCUUAGGGGUUUUUCUCUCAGUGGUUGAUGGUAAAGGUACUUUCUAUGGAGGCCAUGUCAAUCCUUUCUAUGCAAGCAGAUACAACCUGUACAAGGCUGGUCUUCACCCUCACCACACGCCAAACAAACCCAUGACCCGUCACAAAAACCACUGUGCCUAUGUGGUCCAGAAGAACAUCACAUGCACCAUGCAGGAUGGCGUAGCUACGUAUGUGAAGGCUGACUACACCACCAAGUGCAUUUGGGGUCAGAAAUGUCCUGUUGUCAUGUACCGGACAAUCUACAAGCCACAGUACAAGGUUGGUUUUAAGACUGUGACUGAGCUGGAGUGGAGAUGUUGUCCAGGCUACUCUGGAGAGAACUGCAACGGUGGACCUACAUCACUACCUGAUGUCAUGAUGCCGCCUUUCAAGGGUGGUUUGCCUUAUAGACCAGGUGUGAAGGGUUUCCCUCACGGUCCUAAACUCCCAACAGACCAAAAGCCUGGGGAAGGCCAGCUGGAUCCAGCAAGACCCUAUCCUGGUGUCCCUGACCAUCGUCCAAUUCCCACUGGACAACUGCCUGCUGGGAGUGGAAAACCAGACUAUGGAAAUAGGUUUGAGCUUCCAGGAGCAACUGGUGAACGUUUGGAUCGCAUGGAGGAGGACCUUCGACGCCUCACCCAAGGCUUAGACACUCUCAAUGGGGUGGUGGCCAGCCUUGAGGAGCGACUGCGCACAACGAUCCGAGAAGACACCAACAAAAUUCUGUGGUCACUUUUGCCCAAACCACCUCGUGUAUCUGAUUCCACUGUAGGAUUUGGGGAGAUUCCAGAUGGGGAGCCUGAUGGAGUGGACAGAGGAGAACACUUUAUUGGAUUUGGGGAUCUAGCAGGGAGAGUGACGGAAGUGAAGGAUGAGCUGCAGGCUAAGACACACCUUAUAGAAGAGAUUCAGGGAAUGGUUCUAGGACAUGAUGGUCAAUUGAAGACUCUACUGGAAGAAACUAGAGGUAGACCCAUUUUCGGAUCCAGCUCCACUACUCAACUGGAUGAAAUUCUGGAUGCCAAACUGGCAGAUGUGCGUGCUGAGAUCUUGGAUGGAUUUGAACGUCGUAUGUCGGGUCUGGAGAACCACUGUGAUGAGAAGAUUGGACAGGUACAGAGGCAAUGCCAAAGGGAACACAUGGAUGGGCAGGAACAGAUGCAGCAAUCUUUGGAUGGAAAAGCAACUGGGCUCAGGGAGGAAUUGGGAUCCUUACAGGCUCAGAUCCAGGGACUAACUCUCACAGAGAGCUGCUGUGGGCAGGUGAACAGCCUCUCCCAACGUGUGCUGCUGCUCGAGGAGUCAGUUAAAGGCUUGACAGAAUCUCAGAGGCAGCUCCAGACAGCCCUCACUGACCACAACAUCCAAGUGGAGACACUAAUUGAGACCCGCCUGGUUGACAUAGAAAGCCGUCUCAAUAUCACAGAAGGUGGCGCUGAUGGAGCAGCAGACCUUCCUGUUGGUCUCGAGGGCUUCAAGACCCUGCUGGAGGACAAACUGAAAACCUUGGAAGAGAGAGUGUUUGUGGCUGUGGAGGAGCUGAGCAAUGCCACCGCCCCGGCACUCCUGGAGGGACAAGUGGUCCCAGCCCUAGAGACUGAGAUCGAUUCAGUUAGGAGAAGAGUGGAGGGCGAAUUAGAUGGUAUUCAGAAACAGUUAAUUGACCUGGAGCUCCUCUGUACCUCAUCAUGCUCGCCUUCUACCCCACCAGCAGGGCGUGUAAGCGUCACUGAGGUGGGGGAAGAGUGUGAAUGGGUAGAGAAGAAGAUGACUACCCGCCUGGACUCCCACUCUAACCAGCUGGACCGCCUCAACAACACUCUGCAAAACCUGCUCUUCCGCAUUUCCCAAGAGGACUUUGAAGGUUCAGUCCAGGGAGAGAUCACCCUGCUGAAGGUCAACAUCAACUCGGUCAACCGCACGUUGAAGGGUCUGAAGGACUCAAUCAGCUUCAUUACCAGUGAGGUGGGCCAUGCUAAUGGUAGCUGGGAGCAGAGAGAACACCAGUUAGUCAACCAGGUCCAGGGCAUUACAAAACUGGUGAGUCACCAAGCCUCCCUCUUGGGCGCCGGAGAGAGACGGCUAGCCCAGCUAAAGGCGGAGCUUGUCACUUUGAAGAGAAGGCUGGCUGGGGAGCUCCAGGGCUGCAGGAGCACAGCUAGAGAAGUGCAGAAGGAGGUGAAGGAUGUUGACAGCAGGGUGAGCCAGGUAGAAGGCCAAUGUAGUAGCCUCGGUGAACUAGCAGAACAUCUGGAGAGGAUCAGAGCAGAGCUGGAGAGACACUCAGAGUCCUACUUGGCCCAAAUGAACGGCACUGUGGCCAGUCACUCAGAACAGCUUGCCAAACUAAAAGAAGAGGUCAAAGACUGUGCAACCAAGGAGAGAGCCAACCAAAAAUGAGACCAGUGCCGUCAAAACUACAGCAUUGUACAAAAGAAGCUCGCGAUUGCUUCUCAUUAGGCUUCAUCUGCCUCUCUCGUUCAUACGCUCUCCACCAAGUGCCUCCAGGUGUCCUGGGUAUUAGUGAUGUGACUCAAAGUACAGACACCCCCCUGUGGUUGUAUAGCUGGGCAAUAUUUUUCUUUGAGAUUUUGUUCUAUAGGGCAUUUUUUUCUUCCUCUGAUCAUGACUGUUGUGUUUCCACAUUUUACCUUUUUAACUUAUAUUGAAGUGACUGCAUUGUUAUGAUGUUAAACUAUUUGUAUAAGAGAUGUUUGUGUAAAAAUGAUAACAAAAAGUGAAUGGGACUAAUACGCUGCUACGGGUUUCUACUGACAAGCACACUCAAAAUUCUCUGUGUGGACAAUUUUUCUGGUAUUUUUUUUAAAUAUUGUAUGUCAUUUUGGUGCUAUUUGCAUUUUUUAACUUGUGUUUUACACGUUUAAAAAUCAUAUGUAAUUUCUC
Molecule: messenger RNA, 3373 nt
Organism: Thalassophryne amazonica
Lineage: Eukaryota; Metazoa; Chordata; Actinopteri; Batrachoidiformes; Batrachoididae
Gene: emilin3b
Product: EMILIN-3
Exons: 6
Coding region: 395-2869 (824 amino acids)
Cellular component (GO): extracellular matrix
Molecular function (GO): protein binding
Source: RefSeq, a predicted model, not a curated record